AACAAUAAUCUAAGGAAUUUCGUGAGUCCGUGUCCAAGAUAAUAAUAAAUAAGAUGGAGGGUCAAUUUGUUCUGUUAAACAACUAACAAAGUAACAAGUAGCCCAUUAUAUAAGUUACACCUUAACCUAAGAUUGAAAUUAAAAAAAUUCAACUCUUGAGUCCCUUCAAAGAGCAAAAAAAAAGUUAGAAAUAAAAGCUUUUUAUCCACCUUACAAUUUAGGUUCCACACCUUACUACCUUCCAAAGCAAUACGUCCAUUAUUCUCCUAAAUAUACCAAUACCAUAAUAAUCAUAAAAAGCUUAAAAUGAAAAAUAAAAAUAAAGCAAAGUCACAUUACAUGUUUCAUAUAAAUACUCAUAACAUACCAUAACAUAAAUUUCCAUUCAACCAAGAUCUAUUGUAUAGUGCUACUUUCUUUUUAUUCCUACCAAGAGAAGAAAAUCAAUUUAUACACUAUGUCCUCCUCGACCUGCAUAUCAAGCAAUCCUAUAUACAAACCGAAAGCCAAUUCCCGGUUUUCGAAACCGAUGGAAUCUGGUGGUGUAACGGUGGUUGAUAGCAAGUCAUGCAGGCAGUUGUACUUGAGAACCGCCUACACGUUUUCGAGGCCAGAUGAGAACAAAGAGAGUUAUGGGAACAUUGAGAAGGCUAAGAAGUGCUUAAGCAGGGUAAAAGACAGAGUUACUCUGGUUUGUAAAAGAGAUUAUGAUGAUAAAAGUUAUAAGGUUAUGAUUAGGAAUAAUAAGGGUAGUAGUUUGGUGAUAUUUAGAAAGGUAAAGGAAUUUUCUUAUGCUUCUUUUUUGUCUAUGAUCCGUAGGAUGCUUUCUUGUACUGCAAAAGUUGAUGUUUCUGAGCAUUAAUAGCUUUCUUUUUCUAAUCAUACAUAGUUGUAUACCUUAAUAUAAAUCAUCUUUGAUGAAUAUGAAUAUAUAUAAUCUUGUUAUA
This is a messenger RNA of Chenopodium quinoa (quinoa), 947 nucleotides long. RefSeq lists its product as uncharacterized. The coding region runs from base 458 to 862 and encodes 134 amino acids. The transcript has a single exon. NCBI's taxonomy places the organism in Eukaryota, Viridiplantae, Streptophyta, Magnoliopsida, Caryophyllales, Amaranthaceae. The record is from RefSeq and is a predicted model, not a curated record.